Lactuca saligna is the source of this 489-nucleotide messenger RNA. The record is from the annotation of a GenBank genome assembly. NCBI's taxonomy places the organism in Eukaryota, Viridiplantae, Streptophyta, Magnoliopsida, Asterales, Asteraceae.
AUGUACAUAAGUGCGAAUGAGGGUGGUGUUGAAGUCAAUGAUGGUGGUGAUACAGUCAAUGAUGGUGGUGAAGGGGUUCAUAAUGAUAGACAACUCCAUGAUGAGGUGGAACUCACACCUAUGGAUUUUGAUGCAUCUGGAAAUGGAGAUGAAGUCAAUGUUGGUGGUGAUGCUGACAAUGUGAAUGAUGAGAAUGUGAAUGAUGGUGGUGAUGUAGACAUUGUAAAUGAUGGUGGUGAUGUAUUCAUUGUAAAUGAUGGUGGUGAUGCAAGUAUUUUGAUCAAUGGUGGUGAUGUAGUCAAUAAUGGUGGUGAUGUAUUCAAUGAUGAUGGUAUUGCAGACAAUGUUAAUGUUAAUGAGGUGCAUGUGCAAAAUGAGGUGAUGGAAGGACCAAUUAGAACCCUAUUGAAUAAACUCAGAAGGAAAAUUUCUGAAACAAUUAUCAAAUUGAAGUUGGCCAAGAGAGUUGGUGAUGAAGAUGCACUUUAA